Aedes albopictus (Asian tiger mosquito) is the source of this 3246-nucleotide messenger RNA. RefSeq names its product lysosomal cholesterol signaling protein (gene anchor). Gene Ontology annotation, cellular component: membrane. The transcript has 6 exons. The record is from RefSeq and is a predicted model, not a curated record. Gene Ontology annotation, biological process: negative regulation of BMP signaling pathway; transmembrane transport; intracellular signal transduction. The annotation marks the transcript as partial. NCBI's taxonomy places the organism in Eukaryota, Metazoa, Arthropoda, Insecta, Diptera, Culicidae.
UCUAGUUACCUUGCCGGACGGCUCAACAUCAUUACCAACACCGAGGCCAAAGGCCUUAACACCUUCGUGGGCACGUUCGCCCUGCCGUCGGUCAUAUUCCUCUCGCUGGCCGAGCUGAACUGGAGCACGGUCAAUUGGAACUUUCUGCUCUCGAUCUUGAUAUCGAAGACGAUCGUAUUCCUCGCCGUGGCCAUCAUCUCGCUGCUGGUGGCCCGCCCGGUCAACUAUGGUCGAGCCGGGAUUCUCGCCAUUUUCUGUACCCAAAGCAACGACUUUGCCAUCGGGUUUCCUAUCGUGACGGCGCUCUACUCGAAGUUACAUCCUGAAUAUGCGUCGUACAUCUACCUGUUGGCGCCCAUCUCGUUGGCCAUUCUGAACCCCAUUGGCUACGUUCUGAUGGAGAUCUCCAAAAUUAGAGCGAAAGCGACGGAAGAAACACAGACACUUCAGCAAACCCGUCGGCCAUCGAUUCCACCCUGCUCCCAACUGGCCGAUACUGGCACGAACUCCAGCCGCAAAUUCCUCAAAGGUAAAGUUCUAGUCGUUAUCAAAACCAUCGAAUCGAUCUUCUUCAACCCGGUGCUCUUCAUGACCGUCUUGGGCGUAAUCGGCGGACAGAUCUUCCGCAACGGAAUCCCAACCGUCCUCGCCAGUAUCCUGCAAGCCCUGGGUAACUCCUUCUCAGCGACGUCCCUGUUCCUACUAGGUUUAAGAAUGGUCGGCCAAGGGGCCACCCUACAAGGACCGGGCCUAAUACUUCCGGGAAUCUUGAUUCUGGUGAAGUUGCUGGUACUCCCGUUGGUGACUCGACAAACUGUGAACAUCAUCGGCGCCGGCGCCAACUUUUCCGAAACGACGGAUCUCAGCACGUUCGGGUUCCUGUACGGAACGUUUCCCUCGGCACCGGGCGUAUUCGUGAUAGCCUCGCAGUACAACCAGGAUGUGGAUCUGAUCGCCAACAGCAUGGUGGCGUCGACCUUCAUCAGCGCUCCUCUGAUGUUCAUUUCGGCCAAGAUGAUCACCAUCACGAAUCUCAAUCCGUCCGACUAUCUGAACGAGCUGGACAAGUUCGCCUUCGACAUCAGCAUCGUGGCCAUGUGCUGCUCGGUGUGGAUGCUGGUGCUGUUCACGCUGACUCGGCGGAUGAAGAAGAUGCCGCACCGGAUAACGAGCUGCUUGAUCAUAUCGCAGCUGAUCUGCAACAUUGGGGUGAUCAUGUGGUCGACGUUCGAUCAGAACUCCGGGUGGAAGAUGUAUCUGCAGUUUUACUUUUUUACUAUUGGGUGUUACAGUAGCCGGCUGUGGACGGCGUUCUUGGCGAUCACGAUUCUGUUCCUGCAGUGUCGAAGUCUGUGCUUCGUGCUGAAGCUGUGGCCGAUAUUUAUUGCCGCAGCUUGGGGUCUACCGACCAUCAUCGUAUCGCUGCUGUUCCUGCUGGACACCAAGAACAUCACUCCAACGGAGAAGCGCAACCCCAGCUUUCAGUACGGGAACGCCCAGGCCGCGAUCGCAGUGUUUCUUCUAGUCAUGUGCUUCAUCGUUACCGUGGGCUGUUUGAUUCUACACCAGCGUUUCAAGAAACGGCACGAAAAAUACAUGACCCUCUCGAGGGAGGUAUCCUCGCCGGAAACGGACACGAGUACGCUGGGCGCGACUUCGGUGACCAACUUGAUCCAGGAAGGAUCACCAACUGCGGCGGGUCAUCACAGUCGGACGGUGCACAGGCGUCGCCCGUCGGUGACUUCGAGUGAUGACGAAAUUCUGCGGGGUAACGAUGGUGGAGGAUGCGGUGGGGCUAAUGGCGGAGGUUGUUGCAGUGCUGGGAAUGGUGGCGGAAGUUCCAAUGGUGGUCGAAUUGUGGUAGAUAUUGAGGACCUAGUUGUUCAACGAAGCGUCAACAAUGAUAUUGAAAACGAGGAAACCAUAACCUCCAGUGGAAUGUGUUCUGCGCAGUUCCACUGUGCAUCCGCGUCCAAACAGCAGUGCAAAACACUGAUCGAACACUACCGCGAGCAGGCUCGCGACGGCCUGGAACCGCUGGAGUUCGACAAAACGGUCGACGAACAUCAAACGCUCAAGCACAUGGUCCUCCUGAUUCUGCUCCUCUGUUCCAUGUUCGUCGGCUUGGCGCUCUCGGUGUGGACACUCAUCAUGGAAGGCAUGUCCGGAAUCUACGUCGAGCUGACCUUCCUGGAUGCGUUCCUCAACUUUGGUCAGAGCAUUAUCGUUCUGGCCGUGUUCAUUACCGACACCGGCGAGCUGCUGCUGCCGUUGAUGAAGUUCUGGCGCAAGAUCUGGUACGGAGCGAACCUGCUUCAGCUGCCGAUUUGGAGCGAGCUGUCCGCCGAAACGCGACACAUUUGCGAUCAGUUCACGACGCAUCAUCUGGACAAUUGUCGGAAGGCGAUCGCCAGGGAUAAAAGAUGGCGCAUCCGUAUCUACAAGAAGGUAUUCUACGGUAACGUUUUCGUCGAUUGGCUCAUCGAGGUGGGCCUGGCCAAGGACCGCUCGGACGCCACGCACUACGCACGGCGCCUGAUCGAUGGACGGGUCCUGCGGCACAUCAACAACGUGUACCACUUCCACGAUCGCAACCUGCUGUACACGUUCUGCGAUCGUUUGUAGAUUGGCUGGCAUAGAUCGGCAAGAUCGGCCUAAUUCAGGAUCCGCACCAUCAUCUGGAGUGCUUUGCUUUACUCUCGCAGCAGCCAGUAUUUCUAGGGCAAAAAUAGACCAAAAAGCAGACGAAUAAUCAACAAUAAUUCUAGGAAUAGCACGGAGGUACAACCAAGAACUCCAAGAGUUUCCCAAACAACAAAAAGACGGAACGUAACCGGUUACCAAAAAGAAGACGGACAGAGACAAGGAAAGUAUUGUGAUGAACUACGAGACGAUUACUCGUAGAUUAUUAUUUGUUUAGGUAGUUUUGUUUCGUAAUGCGAAUUUUGUUGAAUAAUUCUUAGUUUAGACUAUUUAUUCCCAACUCCGCGAUAUUGUCUUGUCGGGCAAAAGAUCGAAGGUAUGAUUGAGCGGCAACGUGAUUUGAGUGAUUGUAAAUAUUUUAUUCUUUCUAACGGAAGGACCACAUUAGAAUGAACCAUUUAAAUUUAGCAUAUAGAAUAUUUUAUGAAUGUUGUAGCAUACGCUUUAAAGGUUCUCAAUCAAUACACAAAAACUUGGUCUGAUACAAGCUACAAAUAGAAAUAUAUACCUAUAUAUUAAAUAUUUAUAAUAUUGAGCAGCUUA